This is a messenger RNA of Camelina sativa (false flax), 1975 nucleotides long. Lineage: Eukaryota; Viridiplantae; Streptophyta; Magnoliopsida; Brassicales; Brassicaceae. The record is from RefSeq and is a predicted model, not a curated record.
GGGUUGUUUGUAAAUCGGAAACUGAGAGCCUUUUUACUUCACAGUGGUCUGUGUAAAGUCACCUAUCUGCUGCUACACGACUCGGGAGGAAGACCAAAUAGCAUUACAUACAGAGAGAGCCUUGAGAUUGAGAGAGAAUCGAAAUGCAGAGAGCUCCGGCCAUUUCCAGCAACUGAUUCUUUUCCCGCCGGCGAAUUUUACGAUUUACUGUUCCUGCUGCGAGUGAUUCCUUUCCGUUCGACCAAAAACACUGUUAAGUUCUUCUUACUUUACCCUUUUUGUGUAAUUUGUUUUGUAAAAUCAUCAUCUUCUUCGAUAAGACUUUUAAAAACCCUAUAGCCUGACUCUCUCACACACUCUCCUUUUGUCUCCGUAAACGGAUUUUGUUAACAUUUGGGUUUCUUGAGUUUUGAUUCGUCUCUCUUGCUAACACUAGGGUUUCUUGAGUUCCCUAGAAAAUGUUCUUGUAAGUCAAAAAUCAUCUCUUUUUGAAACUUUCAUGUUCAAUGUUGCACAGCAAGGCAUAAUGGUUGAUAACGAGAUAAAGACUCAGCUUCUUUGUUCCAAAUGGUUGGAAGAUAGGAUAAGCCAGUUACCUGAUCCUUUGAUAUGUCACAUUCUCUCUCAUCUUCCCCUAAAGGACAGUGUUAAGACUAGCGUAUUAUCCACCAGAUGGAGGACUCUCUGGCUUUGGCUUCCUCGUUUGGAAUUGGCAUUGUCCAAGUUCCCUAAUUCCGAUGCCUUUUUGAGUUUUGGUGACAGGUUUUUCCAUUCCAGCAGAGUUUCAUGCAUUCACAAGCUCAACUUAACUAUGAGCUAUGGAAAUGUCAAUCCUCACUUCACAUCAUGGAUCGAUGCUGCUGUCAAGCGUAACGUCCAACAUCUACAAGUUCGUUAUGCUUAUGAGAUGCCCCUAAGCCUUUAUACUUGUGAGACUGUGGUAUCCUUAAAGAUGUGUUGGGUGGCCUUGCCUAGUGCCGAGUUUGUUUCCUUGCCUUGUCUGAAGAUCCUGCAUUUAGACUAUAUGAGGUAUCCCAAUGAGACCACUUUUGAGAGACUUGUCUCAUCCUCCCCUGUCCUUGAAGAGCUAGAGUUGGGACUAGUUAAUUCUGGUGCAAAGGUCUUUAGGGUGCUAUCUACGUCAUUGAAGAGGCUCACUAUAAGCAUACGCUUCUCUGUGGGUGAUACAGGAUUUCUGAUUGAUGCCCCUCGAUUACGCUUUUUGAGCAUCCGUGAUAAUUUACCAAAAAGCUUUAUAAUAACCAUUAUGGAUUCCAAUGUCAAGUUAGAUCUUGAUCUCACCCCUGGUUUGUUUUUUGAAGAAGCAGAUGUUUUAUCCAGGAGAAAUAGUUUUCACAGUUUUCUCCCCCAGAUUUCAAAGAUCAGUGAUAUGUUCAUACAUCUAGGCACUUUCGAGCUUCUCUGUGAAUACUCGAAACUAGAACCACUGCCUCAGUUUGGUUACAUGUCCUGCCUGCAAGUAGAGCUCUAUUAUUCCCAUUUGAAAUGGUUACCAACCUUUCUUGGAAGCUUCCCAAACUUGAAGUCGCUCAUCUUGGUAUGCUACAAUGCAGAUCAUGUGGAAAUGCCAUUUGACGAGAUGAAUCAAGUCGAUCUUUCAACUGUGCCUCAGUGUUUGCUAUCGUCUCUCGAAUUUGUUGAUUUCAAAGUGAAAGUCUCGGGACUUGCUGCAGAGAUGAAGCUAGUAAGGUACUUCCUAGAAAAUGCGGCUGUCCUCAAGAAACUCACUCUACCUUGGCAUUAUGAUGCAAUACAGAUUCAAGAUGACUUGGUCAAGAAACUCCUCAACAUUCCAAGACGCUCUACCGAAUGUGAAGUCGUCUUUCUUUGAUCGGUAAAGAGUAGAGGGAACAUUGCAAGGUUUCGUGAUAUUAUGUAAAACGAAGUGAAUAUGCGUUGUAGUUCUCAUGGUUGGCAUGGCUUUGCUCCAUCUAGGCAUAAGCUUUCAUAUGUU